This is a messenger RNA of Penicillium verhagenii, 1509 nucleotides long. RefSeq lists its product as uncharacterized. Gene Ontology annotation, molecular function: oxidoreductase activity, acting on the aldehyde or oxo group of donors, NAD or NADP as acceptor. The record is from RefSeq and is a predicted model, not a curated record. Bases 1 to 1509 code for a protein of 502 amino acids. The transcript has 3 exons. NCBI's taxonomy places the organism in Eukaryota, Fungi, Ascomycota, Eurotiomycetes, Eurotiales, Aspergillaceae.
AUGAGUCCCUCACUGGAUAUCGUCACCCCCAACAGGCACAGCUACAAGCAGCCCACCGGCCUAUUCAUUAAUAACGAAUUUGUCUCCGCCACAUCAGGACAAACCAUCACCUCCAUUGAUCCCGCUACCGAUAAGCCAAUUGCCACUGUCGAUGCUGCAAGUCCCGAGGAUGUCGACCGCGCCGUAAAGGCAGCCAAGGCCGCCCUGGUGCACCCAUCGUGGAAGCUUCUGCCCGCCACCGAACGUGGCCAGUUGAUGGCCCGUCUGGCCGAUUUAAUGUGGGAGAACAGAGAGCUCCUCGCCUCAAUUGACGCGUGGGACAAUGGUAAGCCCUACCAUGUCGCUAUGGAAGAGGACCUUGUUGAGGCUACCACUACCAUCCGCUACUACAGUGGCUGGGCCGAUAAGACUUAUGGCCAAACUAUCAAUACCACCCCGCAAAAAUUCGCCUACACCCUCCGCCAACCUCUCGGUGUUAUCGGUCAAAUUAUCCCAUGGAACUAUCCUUUGGCCAUGGCAGCUUGGAAGCUGGGUCCUGCGCUCGCGUGUGGAAAUACCGUCGUGCUUAAGCCUGCCGAACAGACUCCACUUAGUAUCCUUGUUUUGGCGAACUUGAUCGUUGAGGCCGGUUUCCCGCCUGGCGUUGUUAAUAUUGUGAAUGGAUACGGUCGUGAUGCCGGUGCCGCACUUACUACUCACCCCUUGGUUGAUAAGGUUGCCUUUACCGGGUCGACCGGUACCGGUCGCGAGAUCAUGAAGAUGGCUGCGGGCUCGUUGAAGAAUAUCACCCUCGAGACGGGCGGCAAGUCGCCUCUUCUGGUCUUCCCUGAUGCAGACAUGGAUCAGGCGGUCAAGUGGUCGCACUCUGGCAUCAUGUCUAACCAGGGCCAGAUUUGCACUGCCACCUCGCGUAUCUUCGUGCAUCGUGAGAUUCUCCCUACCUUCUUAGCUGAGUUCAAGAAGGCUGUGGAGGCCGUCUCGAUCGGCGACCAGUGGGACGAGAAUACCUUCCAAGGGCCCCAGGUGACCCGCGCACAGUACGAGCGUAUCCUCUCAUACUUUGAUAUUGCUAAGAGUGAGGGCGCCACGCUCGUCACUGGAGGUGCUGCGCAUGUCCCUGCCAAGGCCGAGAACAAGAAUGGAUACUUCGUCCAGCCGACCGUGUACACUGAUGUGACCGAUUCCAUGCGUAUCGUCCGCGAGGAGGUUUUCGGCCCGGUGGUUGUCAUCUUGCCUUUUGAUACUGAGGAGGAAGCUAUUGAGCGCGCGAACGAUACUUCUUACGGCCUUGGUGCUGCUGUUUUCACUACUGAUCUGGAGCGUGCGCAUCGUGUGGCUUCCGAGCUGGAGUCUGGUAUGGUCUGGAUUAACAGCAGUCAAGACUGCGAUCCUCGGGUUCCGUUCGGUGGUGUUAAGCAGAGCGGCAUUGGUCGCGAACUUGGAGAGGCUGGACUGGAAGCUUAUAGUCAGAUUAAGGCUGUCCAUGUUAACAUGGGAAACAGACUGUAA